This is a messenger RNA of Melampsora larici-populina 98AG31, 363 nucleotides long. RefSeq lists its product as uncharacterized. The record is from RefSeq and is a predicted model, not a curated record. NCBI's taxonomy places the organism in Eukaryota, Fungi, Basidiomycota, Pucciniomycetes, Pucciniales, Melampsoraceae. The transcript has 4 exons. The coding region runs from base 114 to 296 and encodes 60 amino acids.
UUACUCAGAUGAGAUCAAACAUUUAAGUCAAAUUGAAUCUUACCUCGAAUCCUAUUUUUACAAUCGAGAUUUUGUGCUGUAAAACUUCUUGAAACGCAUAUAUAUGAUCAAAGAUGGAUAGCGAUGUAAGCACCAGUGGACGUAAGGAUGAUCCAUGGAUUGUUUCAAGAAGAAAGAUUAGGCCUCUGUACUUGAUAGUUUCGGAAGGGGUGAUUAGUUUCGAAAGGGAUGAUGUAAAUUAUGGAGAAAAGAUGAGUAUGAACAUUCGAUGGUACUUGUUUAAAGGGUUUAUCUAGAUCAGUGAAGAUCCUUUGGUUUCAUCAUCAGAGCAUUAUCUUUAUAUUCCAAUCUUUUUGAUCUCGC